Molecule: messenger RNA, 1594 nt
Organism: Durusdinium trenchii
Lineage: Eukaryota; Dinophyceae; Suessiales; Symbiodiniaceae
Source: the annotation of a GenBank genome assembly
GGCUUCAACGAGCAGUUCCGCACGCUGAGCGUGGAUGUGACCGAGGCGGAUGAGGUCAACUUCGGUCAGUCGGGCAGAGCCGGGUACAUCCAACAACACAUCCACCGUCGGCUGCACACCCGCGCGGCACAGCUCAACGACAAGGACUUGCUGGACUUGGGGAAGCUCUCCUUCAACGAGCAGUUCGUCGUACUUCAACAACCAGGACCAAGAGAAGAAGAGCAAUAUAGCCUCUUCGGCGACCUGGGCCGUGAGAGCUACGUGCAACAACGGAUCCAUAGGAUGCUGCACAGCCAAGUGGCCCAGCUCUCGGACGCGGAUCUGCACCGCUUGGGCACCUUGAGCUUCAAUGAGCAGUUCACGACGCUUGGACGGCCGGGGCCCAAGGAGAUGGACGCGCAGAAAGCCAGGCCCACUGAGGCCAGCGCGGCCGGCGGCUUCCUCCGAGGUCUCUCGCGGCAAGAGUACAUGCAACAGCGGAUCCAUCGCAGGCUUCAUCCACAAGCAGCCUACUUGAGUGAUGCAGAGCUCUUCCAGAUCGGCGAGAUGAACUUCAACGAGCAGUUCACUGCUUUGGACGCUGUGAAGAGUGCCAAGUCGCAUGGCAGGCCAGAGCAGGGCGCGGCGCUCUUCAAUGGCUUGGACCGAAAUAGCUACAUGCAGCAACGAGUGCACCGGAAGCUGCACAGUCGCGCGCAGCAGUUGAGCGAUGAGAACCUGGCCUCGUUGGGCGCUCAGUCCUUCAACGAGCAGUUCUCCCUCAUCGAGCGCAUGGAAUGAGGGUCUGCUGGUGGGUCAUCGGCCGAAAAAAAGAAAGCGAGCGCGCCACGGGGGAAGUGGGGAGGGUUGGGCAAGUUUUGGGACCACCACCCAGACGCAACCCUGAACCGGGUCGGACGCUCCUAUGGAGGGGUUUGCACCCGAACCAAUCCCGAACGGGUUUGGUUCGGGACCGGUCGGGCUGGUUUCACGGAGCGUCUGGGCCAAGGUCUUUCCUUCCAAAAGGUCCGGCAGAUCGAAAAGGACGAAAAAGAGAGAGAAAAGAGGGUGGGGCAAAGAUGGGGAUUCAGCACCUCAUCUCGAGAUGAGAAGAAGAGAGGGCAAAGAUGGGGAAGGCCCAGUUGGACAGAUGAACUGCUUCUCAUCUGGGCUUCGAUUGUUCCAGCACAUGAAGGCACCGAGAGACACGAACCCGUUCCUGUGCGACCUUCCGGACAGACUGGAUUGGUCUCCGUUCACCUCGGAGCUGUGUGUCAAAUCCGUUCAGGUGCACCCCUCGAGUAGUUUUUGUGUGGACACCAGAAGUCACAUGAAUGAAGGGGUGGUUUCUCCAUCUCUCAGGGGUGGUUUUAGAGGUUUUUCGUCUCCCAGUGAGUGGAGAAAUCCUGGGCGCCCCUCUGCUCCAAGUUUGGCACCCCUAGCGUGAAUCGGAGACUCUGCAGCUGGAGACCAGUGUUUUGCUACCAGUUGGGGUGGGUGACUGAUGUCCCGAAAUGAGCAGAAGCUCAACCACCCAGCAGACGCAGCACUUCAAGAGUUGCGCGAAAGAGGCAUGGUGCCACGUACAGGAUCCACAGACCAUCCUAGAUCUUCU